Trichosporon asahii var. asahii CBS 2479 is the source of this 459-nucleotide messenger RNA. RefSeq lists its product as uncharacterized. The record is from RefSeq and is a predicted model, not a curated record. The transcript has 2 exons. Lineage: Eukaryota; Fungi; Basidiomycota; Tremellomycetes; Trichosporonales; Trichosporonaceae. Bases 1 to 459 code for a protein of 152 amino acids.
AUGACUGCUAUCCUGGCCAGCCACCGCCCCCGCAACUGGGGUACGCUGCAGGACAUGCUUCUCGUCGGGUCCUCGGCGGUGGCCAUCUUAUCGUCCAUCGCCGUUCAGGUCGCUGGUGGGACACUAGGCUUGUCCUACCAUGCUUCCUUCAAGGGAAAGAACGUUCCCGAUGGCACGUUCGCGAGGAUGGCCACUGCUUUCCGAAAUGGAAACUCCAUCCGUUUCGGCCUGCACCACACCGGCAUGGCCCCGUCCACGUCGACCAAGGACCGGCCGUUUGCCGCCUGGUCCGCCAACAAGGACGUCGCCGACGCCUACGCUGCCAAGGUCGUAGGGCAGGCGGAGUCAUCGCUGUCUCCGCUCAAGACCACCGAUGCCAAUGGUUUGCAUGAUGUGAAGGUCAAAGGUGUCAAGAGGAGCCUCAAAGGGGUCGCGAGCUUCGACGUCUUCUUCCGAUGA